CGCUUCAUCAUCAAUUUACCGAUUUUUUUUUUUCAAUUUUUGUCUGCCAGCCGUAAACAUAUCUACCCGAGCAUAACGCAUCGUGAUUCGUGAGCGGCUGAUACUGUCUGCCUAUUUAGGUAGGUAUCACUGAUGCGGCGGUGUGGACCCUGUCGAAGCUUGCUCCACGUCUACAUACUAGAACUCUGUUGUUUCCGUAAUAUCAACUCGCCGAGAGAUCCGCAGUACCGUACCUGGCGCAAUUGGUUGAUUAAUCUCCAGCGCUAUUGGGCACAAGACGUAUAUAAAUGUGUUGCAACGCGCCCAACUCAUAUACGUAAGGACCCUCGGCACGCAACGUUGUUCUCGUGAACACGCACACCAAUCUGCAAGUCAUGUCUACUCAAGGAGACCUCGAACGAGCAGACCCCGGGCCCAAUUUUGAUGGUCAACGUGAUGAACAAGUCGGAAAGACUCAAAAGGAUGCAAAAAAAAUUACGAAAGAAGAAUCGGCGCUUGUGGCAGCAUGGAUGCAUCGAAUCCAGACGCUCACUCUUAUAACAACAUUUCUUACUUCCAUCGACGGAGAGCUCUUCACCCUUACCUCCACAUCGUCGCAGGUGACACUCAAUGCAAGUGAGGAAUCUGUGGAACUCGUAUACGCAUGUUUUACUGGUGCCCUCGUUUUCCAUGGCUGUUCUUGUGAGUACCGAGAUGGUUGGGGAAGCGUGAGGCACUUACAGCUUGCGUUAGCAAUUCUGGGAUAUGUGGCAUCUUUUGCUCUCAUUCGAUACCAGAUCGUUGAUGCAGAAACUCAUCUGGAAACCGAUGAGCUGGAAAAACGUUCUAAAACUGGUUUACAUCACCACGAAAGCAUUCACGGAAAACAACUCUUGCUUAGAGGCAUCCCUCCUUUGUAUGCUGUGCAGUCCCUUCUUCAGAUGCCCUCGAGGCUCCGGAUUCAAUCCAGGACGUCCUGUCCCCCGCUGGAUCUCCUGACUCGGUGCUAUUAUACGAUUUUGGGGCUAAGUGGUGCCGGCUUUAUCUUGGCACUUCUUGGUAUCGCCACUUACGCAUGGGUUGGACUGCAGCGGGUUGUUGGGAUAUUCACAAUGGCUUGUCUAGGCGUUAGUUUGUUGUUAUGUGUGUGUGUGGUGGUGUACUGAACCUGCUUUGACUACGUAUGGACCAUGCCCUUGACGACUUGCAUGAUUUCGAUUACAUUCCACAGAGUCUCACCCAUGUUGUUAACAACAGCACGACUUAUUCACAACUUAU
Suillus subalutaceus is the source of this 1257-nucleotide messenger RNA. RefSeq lists its product as uncharacterized. The transcript has 4 exons. The record is from RefSeq and is a predicted model, not a curated record. Bases 375 to 1145 code for a protein of 256 amino acids. NCBI's taxonomy places the organism in Eukaryota, Fungi, Basidiomycota, Agaricomycetes, Boletales, Suillaceae.